This is a messenger RNA of Dipodomys spectabilis (banner-tailed kangaroo rat), 3358 nucleotides long. It is a transcript of the gene Fyttd1, whose product is annotated as forty-two-three domain containing 1. Bases 103 to 1086 code for a protein of 327 amino acids. The transcript is spliced from 9 exons. Lineage: Eukaryota; Metazoa; Chordata; Mammalia; Rodentia; Heteromyidae. Gene Ontology annotation, biological process: mRNA export from nucleus. The record is from RefSeq and is a predicted model, not a curated record. Gene Ontology annotation, molecular function: mRNA binding.
UGCGUGCUCGGCAGUGCGGCCAGUCUGCGUGCGUGAGUGGGAGGUGGCAGGCCUCUGACUCCGGCCUUCCCUGCUGCCCGUUCCUGCGCGACGUUUACAGCCAUGAACCGGUUCGGAACCCGGUUAGUGGGAGCCGCGACAACCCAGUCACCGCCGCCGAAAGCCCGCAGCAAUGAAAACCUGGACAAAAUAGAUAUGUCUUUGGAUGACAUUAUCAAAUUGAAUCGAAAGGAAGGAAAGAAGCAGAAUUUUCCAAGACUAAAUAGAAGACUCCAGCAAAGUGGUACUCGGCAAUUCAAGAUGAGAUUACGGUGGGGAAUCCAACAGAAUUCUGGCUUUGGUAAAAGUAAUCUUAACCGUAGAGGAAGAAUAAUACCUGCAAAGAGACGUCCUUAUGGAGUUGUCACUGGCCUUGCAGCUAGGAAAACACCUGGAAUUCGAAAAGGAAUUAGUCCUAUGAAUCGUCCUCCUCUCAGUGACAAGGUAGGAUGUGCAGCCCCCAGAGUACCUCAGAAUAUAGAGCGAUAUUUUCCAGUGUUAAAAAGGAAGACAAACCUUCUGAGACAAAAUGAAGCACAAAGGAAACCAGUUGCAGUUCUCAAGAGGCCUAACCAGUUAAACAGAAAAACUAACCUUCCAGCUAAUUUUUCCAGGAGUGGAAAUAAAUUAAGCCAUCAGAAAGAUACUCGCCAGGCAACUUUUCUUUUCCGAAGAGGCCUGAAGGUUCAGGCCCAGGUGAACACAGAACAGCUGCUAGAAGAUGUAGUAGCAAAGAGAACGCGUCAAUGGCGUACUUCCACCACAAAUGGAGGAAUUCUUACAGUAUCCAUUGACAAUCCUGGAGCAGUUCAGAACCCAGUAGCUCAGAAACCAAGAUUAACUCGUACUCCUGUACCCUCCUUUAUGACAAAACGAGAGCAAUCUGAUGUAAAGAAAGUUCCUAAAGGCGUUCCCCUACAAUUUGACAUAAAUAGUGUUGGAAAACAGACAGGGAUGACUUUGAAUGAAAGAUUUGGGAUACUGAAGGAGCAAAGAGCCACUCUCACAUUCAACAAAGGAGGAAGUCGCUUUGUAACUGUGGGAUAAGCUCCCUUGUCAAAGGAACUUUUCAGUGAUGACUGUUUGAGAAGUUGAAUUGCUUGAAGAAUUCGUCACAGAAAUUCAAGAAACUUUACUUCAAAAUAUUUAGAAGGCUAAAUAACUUUUAUUUUUGAAGGUUUUUUUUUAAUGUAUAAAAUAAUCCCAUGAAAGAAUAACAGGGAAUAUACAUAUAUGUUCUUAAAGAUUUCUUGGUUGGCCCAGACAGAACAAUUCUCUCUUGGCUUCUUUGGUGCCUCAAGCAGCAGAAGGAAGACAGAAAGAUAGAAAUUGCUUAUUUUUAUGAGAGUGGCAUUUAGGAUCUCAUCACCUUUGCCCAUCUUUUGGCUCUUGGCCAUGGUAAAUCUUAGUUUUGGAUAUAUAUGUAGCCCCGUUUGUUGCUGUCAUUUACCUUUGAAUAGUGUUGAUAUAAGUGCUGUUGCCUUUCUUCAUUAGUUAUAUUUAAAAAAAAAAAAGCUUUUUGAGAAUUUCAGUUUUGGCUUUCAGGAUUUAUGGAAAUAUCUGGAACUUAGUUCAUUUUUCAGAUAGAAUUAAGUUAAACUCCCAAGUUGUAAUUUUUUAAUGUUGAACUUUUAACAGGAAUGUGGUUCUCUUAUAUUAAUAUGUCUCAGCUUAAAAUGUUGAUGUUUCUUUACUAUAAAUGGAUAUUUACAAAGUUACCCAAUACUUUAGAGGAUAAGGUUGAUUGUAAAACGCUAAAAGUUGUUGUUUGAUAAAUGAAGAAAGCAUUAAAGGAAAUAGCAAUUUGAAAGACCAGAAACUUAGAUGAAAUACUUCAAAACACCAGUUAUAGGUAUAUUCUUUGGGUUUAGUGUCCACAAAUUAUUCUUCAAAUGAUAUUUAUAAGAAAAAAAUUUAAGAUGGACUGAGUCACUUAGAUAUUUUGAUAGUAAACUUAAUAGCCAUAAGUCCUAAACUGUUCUUAUUCAAAGUUAAAAUUUGUAAUCUGUUAAGCUUGCUAAAUUAACAAUUUCUAGCUCCAAAAAAUAUACUAUUUCAAAGAAAAAUUGCCAAAUUGGAAUUACAUUGUACCAUUGUUGUAUACCUUGUAUUUUGAUUUUUUUUUGUAUGAUACAAAGUUCAGACAUUUAUAGGGAGAAAGUUUUUUUCUGACUCUGGACUGGUAAGCAGACUUGGUCUGAUGUGCCAAGAUAAUGCUAAGACUCCUCAGACCAUUGUACAUAGAUUAUAGUAAAAUGCCAAAAUGCAGCAAAAUAUUCCUGGUUCAAAUGAACAAGUUUGGUCAUUUUGAAGUUUGACCUUUAGUUUGCUAUAAUUUGUAUAAGCCUCUAGAUGUUAGGUUUCUGGUGUUUAAAUGUUGACUUUUUCUAUAAAGCAAAAUUUACCACUCCUGCUUUUCUUGUAUUGUAUAUUAGACUUCAUUGCCUCUCAUGCUCCUUGGUUUACUCGGUUUAUUCUAACCAUAGAAUGCGAUCAGCAACAGAUUCAUGCUUAUACCAAAGAAUUAAAUCUGAUCCUUAAUGCCAGUACUUCUGUUUAAUAAGGAAUUAUUGGGAGCCAGUCACAGAAUUUGAAAAUAAACUCUAGUCUCUCCUUCACUAUAUAUGAGGCUUUUCAUAGAAGCCAAGAACUCAUUGUAAACUAUUUUUGAAAGUCUGAAUUCUUCUAUUAGAUCUAUAAUUCUUCUAUUUGAUCUAUUAUAGACUGGUUUAGAAUUGCUGGUAGCUUGUUUUAAAGAAAAAACAAUUGAGCGUGAGUUUACUGUCUUUAAAACUGUUUGUGAAAAUAUGGUAUAAAGGUAUUCUCAUUUUCCUGUUAUUUAAAAUAUUAUACAGAUUAUUCAUGCCAUUUUUUGGUAAACUUUAAAAAUUGCCCCAUACAUUAACAUUAAGUACAUCAAAUAACAGUGUCCUUGGUAUAUUAGAUGUCUGCUCUUCACGCAUUUGUAAUUUACAUUUAAAUAAUUUUUCCCUUUGGUACAACUAAAUUAAAACCUCGUGUAUUAGCAUUGUAUAUAAACAAAACAAUAUGCUUUGCUAGAGGAAUUUUUCCUUUCUUUGAAAUGUGUAGUCAUUUUUGUUCAGUUCCUAGGUUUUUUAAAAAACAAGAUGCCACUUGAAAUUUCUUUUGCAUCAAGAUGUAUGCAAAACAUUGAUGCAGUGCAUCACAAAACGAAAGUUUGUAUUUAAUGAGGAGGUGCUUUACACUGUACUUUUUGGUGUUUUUUGGAAAAGUUCCAUUUAGAUCUAUUAUGAAGCUGUUCAUUUUUAACAAAUAAAAUGUAACAGGUUUCACAUGA